AUGUCUGACGAAGCUUCCACUAUUAAUACUUCAUUCCAUAGUACUUUAUCAAAUAAUACUCCAAGUUCAAAUAAUGAAUCAAAUGAAUUGAAUUCAUCAUCAAAAAGAUCUUCAAUACUUCAAAAUAAAAAUUCUUCAAUUCACUUGGCUACACCAAAAGUAUCAAAGUCUCAAUUGGAUGCUUUAAGUGCUUCACCUGGUUCUUUACCACGUCAUCCGGGUACUUUAGAUGUCACUGCUUUAGCAAGUUCAAGAAAUUCCCUAAUUGAUAAUGAUGAAAUUGAUUCAAUUAAAGGUGAUCAAAAUAAUUUAAUUUUAAAUUCCGAUACUAAAAGUAUUUCAAAUGGAAAUGUUGAUCAAAUUCAAAAUAAUAUCAAUAAUAAUAUAGAAGAUCUAGAAGAUCCUGAUAAUAGUAAAACUUUAGAUCCUGGUAAAAGAAAACAAGAUCAAAGAGUUAAUGAAUUAAUCAAUUCUUUAGAUGAACCAAUUGAUUUUAAAAGAGUUAGUACAAUGUCAACAUCAAGCUCAACAAAUUCUUCUGUAAGGAGUUAUAAUUCUGUUCAAGAAGAUAAUUCAAAUACAAAUGAUGAUAUAACUGUUGGAAUUGUUAAUACUGCCACAGCAACAACUUUCCAAAGAGCUACUCCAACUACAAGACAAAUUAAUAAUGAAUCACCAAAUCAUAAUGAAUUAAAACAAAAUAAAAGUUCAAAUAAUAUAAUUGAAGAAUUGAAUCUUGAAAAUGAACCAAGAAUUAAAGAAGAUAAUGAUGAAGAAGGUACAAUAACUUCAAAAUCUCAAAUUAAUGAACAAUUUUCUCAAAUUUCAAUAAAUAACAGUAAUAAUAAGAAUAAUACUUCAAUUUUCAAUCAUCAAAAUGAUCAUUUAAAAGAAAAUUCACAUGAUUCAGAUGACCAAUUCAAACAAAAAACAUUAAAGGAUCCUGUUAAAAUUGAACCUUAUCAAUAUAAUAACAAGCGUGAUACUGAAUUAACAAAUUCAACAAUUGAUACAACUGAUAAUUCAAUAGAUUCAAGAAAUAAUGAUGAUGAUAAUAAUGACGAUGAUGAUGAUGAUGAUCAAUAUAAAUCACCUUCACCAAAUGGUGAAAGUACACCAUUACAAACUUCAAGUAUAAAUUCCAAAGAAGAAAAUCCAGUUGAAAAUGAAGUUGAACAAAAUCAUAUUCAACCACCUCCAGUUAUUAAAACUUCUUCUCAUAAUGUUGGAUCUCAAGAAUUACUUGCCCCAGAUGAUAAUAAUGAUAUUCCACGUGCUAGUGGUACUAGUGCAACAGCUGGAAAUUUAACAGCUUCAUCAUUUGUUUCCACUGCAACAGGUUCAAAUUUUGAACAAAAAAUUAUUGAUUCAUAUGGUGGUAAUGCUUCAUCAUCAGAUAAUUUACCAUCAUCAUCUAAAUAUUCAGAAAAUUUCGAUGAUGAUUUGAAAAAUUUCGAAAAACCAAUUGCAACUUCUUCAAAUGUUAAUAUACCAAGUCUUGGUUCAAGUGGUACAAAUUUAAGUGAAGAAGUUGGUGAUAUUACUGUUAGAGAAGAAGAUGAACGUGAUGUUGAACAAGAUGAUUAUAAUCAAAAAUCUCAACAAACUCGUGAUUAUAAAUUUCAAAGUACUUCAAGUUCAUUUGCUUCAAAGAAUCAUAGUUAUAUAACAAAUAAAUCUUCAGAUUCUUCCUCAAUACCCACACCAAAAAUGAUUUCAACUCCAAAAGCUCCACAACAACAAGAACCACAACAACAAUCAAGAUCAACUUCAAAUCCAACAACAACUGCAACUCCAAUUCAACAAUCACAUUUAUCAAAAACUGGUAUAAGGUCUGUAAGUUCACCAUUUACAUCAAAAAGUUCACUUGAUAAUCAAAACUUAUCACAAUCUGGUAAAAAAAGAAAAAGUGGAGGUAAUAAAGUUAAAGGAGUUUUUUCAAAUUUUGUUAAUAGUAUGAGAAGUAAUAGUUCAAAUUCUCAUCAAGAUAUAAAUAAAUAUUCAAGUGGUUCAUCAUCUUCAAGUUUAAAAAUUUCUACUCCUUAUGAUGCAAAACAUGUUGCUCAUGUUGGUGUUGAUAAAGAUGGUCAAUAUACUGGGUUACCAGAAGAAUGGGAAAAAUUAUUAACAUCAAGUGGUAUUACUAAAACUGAACAACAACAAAAUCCUCAAGCUGUUAUGGAUAUUGUUGCAUUUUAUCAAGAUCAAACUCAAAAUGCUGAUAAAGAAGUUUUCAAGAAAUUUAAUCCUCCAAGCUCAAAAUUAGUUUCAACUCCUUCAUUUAGAACUCCAAAACCUACUCAACAAGGUCAAUUUUCAUCAACUUCUAAUACAACAACUACACCUCAACAUCAAGGUUUAUCAACACCACAACAAUAUCAAUCAUCUGCUUAUAAACCUUCAAUUACAACAUCAUCACCUGAAGCAUCAAGAGAUCGUCAAUUCAUUCCUUCAAGACCUCCACCAAAACCUCCUCAACAAUCAUCAAUUAAUGCAACUCCAAGUAUUGUUUCUCCAUUAUCAAGAUCAAGAUCUGUUAUGAGUCAACAAACAAAAUCACCAAUUUCAACACCUCAUCAACAAAAUUCACAUUCAUCAAUUGUUCCACAACAACAAAGAUUUACAAAUCAACAUCAUCAAACGCCUCAAACACCACAAUCUUAUCAUCAAUCACCAAAACAACAAUCACAACAACCACAAUCACAAAUACCUCAUCGUGCUCCACCUCCAGUACCAAAACAUACUAAUGAAAUAAUACCUGAUGAACAUCCAAUUGAGAAAUCAGAACAACCUCAACAACAACAACAAAAUAAUAUUAAUCCACCACCAAUUCCAAAAGAUCAACCAGUACGUGAUCCUCAACAAGCUGCAAUAAAUGCACAACGUAAAAAAGAAGAAAAGAAACGUAAAAAUGCACAAAUUUAUGCAAAAUUAGCAACAAUUUGUUCUGAAGGUGAUCCAUCAAAAGUUUAUAGAAAUUUAAUUAAAAUUGGUCAAGGUGCUUCUGGUGGUGUUUAUACAGCAUAUGAAGUUGGUACAAAUCUUAGUGUUGCUAUAAAACAAAUGAAUUUAGAACAACAACCUAAAAAAGAAUUAAUUAUAAAUGAAAUUUUAGUUAUGAAAGGUUCAAAACAUAAAAAUAUUGUUAAUUUUAUUGAUUCAUAUCUUUUACGUGGUGAUUUAUGGGUUGUUAUGGAAUAUAUGGAAGGUGGUUCAUUAACUGAUGUUGUUACACAUAGUGUUAUGACUGAGGGACAAAUUGGUGCAGUAUCAAGAGAAACUUUAAAAGGUUUACAAUUUUUACAUUCAAAAGGUGUUAUUCAUAGAGAUAUUAAAUCUGAUAAUAUAUUAUUAUCAAUGAAUGGAGAUAUUAAAUUAACAGAUUUUGGAUUUUGUGCACAAAUUAAUGAAGUUAAUUUAAAAAGAACAACAAUGGUUGGUACACCAUAUUGGAUGGCACCAGAAGUUGUUAGUAGAAAAGAAUAUGGACCAAAAGUUGAUAUUUGGUCAUUAGGUAUUAUGAUUAUUGAAAUGAUUGAAGGAGAACCACCAUAUUUAAAUGAAACUCCAUUAAGAGCAUUAUAUUUAAUUGCAACAAAUGGUACACCAAAUUUAAAAGAUCCAGAUUCUUUAACAAAUUUAAUGAGAAGAUUUUUAAAUUGGACUUUACAAGUUGAUCCUGAAUUAAGAGGUAAUGCUAUUGAAUUAUUAAAUGAUGAAUUUAUUUUACAAGCUGAUGAUGUUAGUUCAUUAUCUCCAUUGGUUAAAUUAGCUCGUAUGAAGAAAUUAUCUGAAAAAGAUGAUGAAUAA
Messenger RNA from Hansenula ciferrii, 3810 nucleotides. RefSeq names its product mitogen-activated protein kinase kinase kinase kinase STE20 (gene STE20). Gene Ontology annotation, cellular component: cytoplasm. The record is from RefSeq and is a predicted model, not a curated record. The coding region runs from base 1 to 3810 and encodes 1269 amino acids. Gene Ontology annotation, molecular function: ATP binding; protein serine/threonine kinase activity. The transcript has a single exon. NCBI's taxonomy places the organism in Eukaryota, Fungi, Ascomycota, Saccharomycetes, Phaffomycetales, Wickerhamomycetaceae. Gene Ontology annotation, biological process: regulation of MAPK cascade; intracellular signal transduction; protein phosphorylation.